Molecule: messenger RNA, 3093 nt
Organism: Chaetomium globosum CBS 148.51
Lineage: Eukaryota; Fungi; Ascomycota; Sordariomycetes; Sordariales; Chaetomiaceae
Exons: 4
Coding region: 1-3093 (1030 amino acids)
Biological process (GO): protein sumoylation
Cellular component (GO): cytoplasm; SUMO activating enzyme complex
Molecular function (GO): SUMO activating enzyme activity
Source: RefSeq, a predicted model, not a curated record
AUGACUGACAAGAAGAAGCCGGGUGAGGUCGACCUCGUCACCAGGAUGCAGGUGGACGAGUCGGUCGUGGGGUCAAACGACAUCGACGAAUCGCUCUACAGCCGGCAGCUCUAUGUGCUUGGCCACGAGGCCAUGAAGCGCAUGAGUGCUUCGAAUGUGCUCAUCGUUGGUCUUAAGGGCCUCGGUGUCGAGAUCGCCAAGAACAUCGCCCUUGCGGGUGUCAAAAGCCUCACCCUCCAUGACCCGGCGCCGGUUGCCAUUGCGGAUCUCUCCUCUCAGUUCUUCCUCCGCGCCGAGGAUGUCGGCAAACCCCGCGAUCAGACCACCGCUCCCCGAGUUGCUGAGCUCAACGCGUACACGCCCGUGCGCGUCCACGAGUCUGCGAGCCUCGGCGAGAACCUCUCACAGUUCGACCAAUAUCAAGUCGUCGUCCUCACAAACACACCUCAACACAUCCAACAGACUGUCGGCGACUACUGUCACGAGAAGGGCAUCUACUUCAUUGUAGCCGACACCUUUGGUCUCUUCGGCUCGGUGUUCUGCGACUUUGGCAAGAACUUCACCAUUAUCGACGCGACCGGCGAGAACCCACUGAACGGCAUUGUCGCUGGCAUCGACGAGACGGGUCUCGUCUCCGCCCUAGACGAGACUCGCCACGGGCUCGAGGAUGGAGACUACGUGACAUUUUCUGAGGUGGAAGGCAUGGAAGGCUUGAAUGGCUGCGAACCGCGGAAGGUUACAGUCAGGGGGCCCUACACAUUCUCCAUCGGCGACGUAUCCGGCCUCGGCCACUACAAGCGGGGUGGGUUGUACCAGCAAGUCAAGAUGCCCAAGUUUAUCGACUUCAAGGGAAUCAGCGCCGCCUUGAAGGAUCCCGAAUUCGUCAUCUCCGAUUUUGCCAAAUUCGACCGGCCUCAACAACUCCACAUUGGUAUCCAGAUGCUGCACGCUUUUGCACGGACCCACGGCCGUCUCCCCCGACCAAUGAACGAGGAAGAUGCGCUCGAAAUCGUCAAUUCCGCCAAAGAGUUUGCCCAGACCGAAGGCAUCGAGGUGGAGUUUGACGAGAAGCUGCUGAAGGAGCUUAGCUACCAGGCAACGGGUGAUCUCAGCCCGAUGGCCGCAUUCUUUGGCGGCCUCACUGCGCAGGAGGCGCUAAAGGCUGUGUCGGGGAAGUUCCACCCGGUGAAGCAGUUCAUGUAUGUCGACUCUUUGGAGUCUCUGCCCACAGGGGUCACCCGUUCCGAGGAGUCGUGCAAGCCGACCGGCUCCCGCUACGAUGGUCAGAUCGCAGUGUUUGGGCGUGAGUUCCAGGAGAAGAUUGCAAACAUUAAGCAGUUCCUGGUUGGCGCCGGAGCGAUCGGCUGUGAGAUGCUCAAAAACUGGGCGAUGAUCGGCCUCGGGACUGGGCCCAACGGCCAAAUCACGGUGACCGAUAUGGACUCAAUCGAGAAGAGCAACCUGAACCGGCAAUUCCUGUUCCGAACUAAAGACGUGGGCAAGAUGAAGAGCGAGUGCGCUGCGAAGGCGGCACAGGCGAUGAACCCUGACCUGGAGGGCCGCAUUGUCACUCUGAAGGAGCGUGUCGGUCCCGAUACGGAGGGUAUUUUCAACGAGGAGUUUUGGCAUAGCCUGGAUGGCGUGACCAACGCUCUGGAUAACGUGGAGGCGAGAACAUAUAUCGACAGGCGAUGCGUGUUCUUCCACAAGCCCCUGCUAGAAAGCGGUACUCUAGGGACCAAGGGCAACACUCAAGUCGUCCUCCCACUGCUGACUGAGUCGUACUCGUCGUCCCAGGACCCGCCGGAGCAGUCAUUCCCCAUGUGCACACUUCGCAGCUUCCCCAACAGGAUCGAGCACACCAUCGCUUGGUCGCGAGAGCUGUUUGAUAGCUCAUUCGUGGUGCCGGCUGAGACGGCGAACCUCUACCUCACCCAACCCAACUACCUGGAGACGACGGCAGCACUUGGCGGCAACCAGAAGGGCACUUUGCAAAUGCUGUUGGACUUUUUGAAAAACGAGCGCGCUCUCACGUUCGAGGACUGCGUUCAGUGGGCCCGCAUGCUGUUUGAGAAGCAGUACAACAAUGCGAUCCAACAACUCCUAUACAACUUCCCCAAGGACUCGGUCUCGUCGACCGGGACCCCGUUCUGGUCGGGCCCCAAGCGUGCGCCAGACCCGCUCAAGUUUGACCCUGAGAACAAGACGCACUUCUCAUUUGUUGAAGCGGCGACCAACCUGCACGCUUUCAACUACAACAUCAACGUCAAGGGAAAGACCAGGCAGGACUACCUCCAAGCUUUGGAUGCGAUGAUUGUUCCGGACUUCUCGCCAGACUCCAACGCCGUGGCUAACAUAAACCAGGACCCGAACGCUGGUGCUUUUGACGACGAGGCUGAGCUGCAAAAGCUCGUGGAUGCGUUGCCGGAGCCGAAGACGCUCGCCGGUUUCCAACUGACGCCGGUGGAGUUUGAGAAGGACGACGACACGAACUAUCACAUUGACUUCAUCACAGCCGCCAGCAACCUGCGGGCCGAGAAUUACAAGAUUGAGCAGGCGGAUCGCCACAAGACCAAGUUCAUCGCGGGCAAGAUCAUCCCGGCGAUUGCGACGACCACAGCGCUGGUCACGGGCUUGGUGGUUCUGGAGCUGUACAAGAUCAUUGACGGCAAGACGGACAUUGAGCAGUACAAGAACGGUUUCAUCAACCUGGCGCUGCCGUUCUUUGGCUUCAGCGAGCCGAUUGCCAGCCCUAAAGUGGAGUAUAAGGGCCCCAACGGCAAGGUGACGCUGGACAAGAUCUGGGACCGGUUCGAGGUUGACAACAUCACGCUCCAGGAGCUGCUCGAUGAUUUUGAGAAGCGCGGCCUCACGGUCGCCAUGUUGAGCUCUGGUGUCAGCCUGCUGUUUGCUGCCUUCUUUCCACCGGCCAAGCAGAAGGACAAGUUUGGCAUGAAGUUGAGCGAGUUGGUUGAGUCGGUUACGAAGAAGCCGAUCCCCGCGCAUCAGAAGGAGCUCAUCUUUGAGGUGGUCACAGAGGAUGUCGACGGCGAGGAUGUCGAGGUGCCGUACAUCAAGGCCAGGAUUCGGUAG